AUGGCGGAUCCGAUUGAAGCCAAGGAGAGUUUACAAAAUCUUGCUGAGACGACUAAGAAAGAAAAUGAAAUAAAUACUAAAGAUAUUAAGAAUCAAAAGGAAGAGGACAAUGGUUCGAAAUCCGACAACGAAAAUGGCGAUCGUGAUGAGGACGACGACGAUUACGAUGACGAUCAAUUUCCUCCCGUACAUAUUAAACUUCCCCUCCAACUUGACUUGGAUGAUAUAGCUGGUGCUUUAAUACAACAAGCAAGAAGUAGAGUUUCCUGUGUAGUAGAAAGAAGAAGAGCUGAUGAAGUUAUGGACGGAACUAACGACAACGGAUUGGAUAACAGUACCGAUCCUCAACGUUUCCAAAGAUUAAGCGGUGAACGUGUUGCUAUACUGUGUGAAUCGGGCAAUCCUAAUCAGGAACAACAGGAGCAAGAAAUGCUUACUCCGAUCAUAGUUCCAUUAGGAACCGUACAAAUUCCUUUACAAUCGCAAGAACCUAAUCCAAAUUAUCAUCAGUAUCAAAUCCACACGCAGUAUCAGGUUCCUGACAUGCAACAAUUGCCAUUGAGUGAUCCACGUGGUUUAAAUCAUAUACCAGCUAAUGUACUUCCUGCAGAAUUACGUAAUCUUCCACAACUUACAAUGGAAAUGAGACCACCACGAAUGGGUCCACAAAUUCCUUCAAUGAUGGGACCACAACCUGGUGUAACAGGACCACAGAUCGAAAUGCGUCAAAUCCCAAUCGAAUUACGUCACUUCCCAAUGGAUCCAGCAAGAAACAUGAGACCACCAAUGCCACAAGAACAACGUCAGGAACAACACCAGAUUCCAAUUAUGUAUCAACAACAACCCGAACAAAAUCUUGAAAUGUAUGGUCAAGAACAACAGGGUGCUGCUAUGAUGCCACCACCACCACCACCACCCCCAUCCCACAAUGAACAACAAAUUCCUGAACAAAGAGUAUUGCCCCAAAUGAUUGUACCGCAAACGGAACAAAGAAUGCCAAUGCAACCGCAAGUUGUACCAGAAAGACCACAUUCCCCGUUCCAGGGUAUACCCAUUGAGAUUAGAAGGAUUAUUCAACAAGUACCUUUAGAAAUAAAGAACAUAAUUCAACAUAUUACUGGGGAAGCUCGGCCAGUACCGAUACAAGUAUCUGAAGGAACAAGACGAGAGAAUGUACAAGAAUUCAAACCAUUCCCUGAAGGUGCACGACCAAUCAUACCAAUGGGAUCAUUCCCACUACCUGUUGAAGUGAGAAACCUUUUGGAACAUGGAAAUAUCGAAGGACGAAGACGAGAAGAUGCUUCCAAUGAGCAACAAGAAGCUAAACCAUUCCCAGGACCCGAAGAUGAGGGUGAAGAAGUUGAGAAGAACUUCCCUGUACCUGCCGAAAUACGUAAUAUAAUACACCAAGUUGUAGAAGGACGUGCAUUCCCUGUACCAAGGUUUGCUUUACCAUUGAGACCUGUCGAAUCAUUGGAAGUACCAGUUGAAGCUCGUGCCGAAGUUAGCGAUGGUCAAAUGUCCGAUCGGGAUUCGGAACAUCAACAACAGGAACAACAACCAAUGCAUCCUGUUAUGCAACAGCAGCAACAACAACAACAACAGCAGCAGCAACAACAGCAACAACAGCAACAACAACAACAAGAACGGGAGGAAGAGAAUCGACCACAUUAUGUUCAACCACGUUCCGUACGUUCCAUUCCAGAACCUUUUGCUCAUCGUCGAGAAAAACGCGUACGUCGUUGCGCUUGUGAUUGCGCUUGCUAAUUUUGUCGAAUUUUCACGAGCUUAAUUCGCUUUUUAUUUUUCGGG
Molecule: messenger RNA, 1812 nt
Organism: Polistes dominula (European paper wasp)
Lineage: Eukaryota; Metazoa; Arthropoda; Insecta; Hymenoptera; Vespidae
Source: RefSeq, a predicted model, not a curated record